AGAAUAAUUUUUUAAUUAUGUCGUAAUUGAUUAAAUUUAUUUUAAUUUUUUUUAGAUGGCUCCUAGGAGAAAAUCAGCAGCACCUAGUUAUGCCCAGUUGUUUGGCGAUGGUUCCGGUACAUCUUCUUCCGGUCCAUCGUCUUCCGAUGCAGUUCCAGGCUCUCAGCCUUCUCAGAGAGUUGCUUGGAGUCCUCCUCCUCCACCGCAGAUGCCUCCACCUCCUCCUCCAGCGGCUGCACCUCAGCCUGUCCCAGAAGGUGCAGUUCAUCCAGAUUUGUGUGUUCCUUCAUAUGCCCCAUUCGCGAGAUAUACGGUGGAGGAUUUGCUUGCCCAGCCUGGUCGGGAGGGUUUGGAUGUUCUAGACCCCGAGGAACUUAUUGGUAAGUUAUUAAUUUUUAUUACAUUAAAUUUAAAUUAUUUUUAUUUUCUAACGGUUAUAUUUUUUUUUUUUAGGUUUGGGGCUAACAACCGUGUUAGCCAGAGCGUUUCGAAAACGAUUAAGGGUUAUUACGACGGGGCAUAUUCGAACUGGAGCAAGACACCAAAUCACAUUAAGAUCACUUGGUUUAAAUGUUUUGCGCAAAAGUGGCAUUGGUCUUUGGGAAUCACCGAGAGGGUGAAGGCGGAAUUCGUUGCAAAGGCAAAGAUCCGCCUCUGCAACACAGUCUCCGAUUGGAAGGACAAGUGGAAGAUCUACGGGUAUGAGGGAAAGCCCACUGAGCUCACGAAGGAUGUGUGGGAUGGCCUCAUCGCCUAUUGGCAGCACCCCUCUUCAAUCAAAAAGGCCAAUUCGUGCUCGGCUUCUCGAAGAACGAAGGAUAAAGAUGGUCAUUUGCCCAUGCUUCAUAGAACCGGACAAAAACCUCAUGCAUGAAUCCGUCUAGAAGCUGUAAGUUUUGUUUUAAAUAUUUAUUUUAAAAUUUUCA
Molecule: messenger RNA, 926 nt
Organism: Brassica rapa (field mustard)
Lineage: Eukaryota; Viridiplantae; Streptophyta; Magnoliopsida; Brassicales; Brassicaceae
Source: RefSeq, a predicted model, not a curated record